Capronia coronata CBS 617.96 is the source of this 1407-nucleotide messenger RNA. RefSeq lists its product as uncharacterized. Gene Ontology annotation, biological process: positive regulation of cytoplasmic translation. The transcript has 12 exons. NCBI's taxonomy places the organism in Eukaryota, Fungi, Ascomycota, Eurotiomycetes, Chaetothyriales, Herpotrichiellaceae. Gene Ontology annotation, molecular function: single-stranded RNA binding; zinc ion binding; translation regulator activity. Bases 1 to 1407 code for a protein of 468 amino acids. The record is from RefSeq and is a predicted model, not a curated record. Gene Ontology annotation, cellular component: cytoplasm.
AUGCAACCGGAGACUACAACUGACAACGCAACCAACAACGGAUUUGCUGAAGGCUUCGCUGCUCAAGAGGGUGAACAAGGAGACUCCGGUGGUUUCAACGGUGGAUGCCACAAUUGCGGCCAAGAGGGACAUAUCGCUCGUGAAUGCCCUGAGCCACGAAAGAUGGGAGCUUGUUUCAAUUGUGGUGAGGAGGGUCAUACCAAGGCCGAGUGUCCUGCUCCACGCAAGUUCAAGGGUGAAUGUCGCAACUGCGGACAAGAAGGUCACAUGCUCUCCGAUUGUCCAACUUUUGUUGAGAAGUGCAAGAACUGCCAACAAGAAGGUCAUAACGCAAUCGACUGCAAGAAUCCGAGAUUGAUUGACAACCAUCGCAUCGCUGACAAGUCGGAGGACGAGGCCUGGGCACUUCUCAAGCAGGCUAGUGACGAGAAAGACAUUGGCGACUUCAAAGAAGCUGUCCAGAUCCUCUCCAAGGCUGCCCCUGAUCUCACCUAUGCUCGUCUCGAGAAAGAAUUCCGCAAGCGCGAUUUCAACAUCUACCUCAUUGCUAUGGAGAAGGAUACUGGUGAGACCUGGACCAAUGUCAACCUUCAGGGUGAGACUGGCAAGAAGUAUGCUGUGAGCUACUUCACAUCCGGUAAACCUCAGCGUCCUACACUCAUCGAGAAAUGGCCUGCUUCUCCUGAGGAGAACAUGGAUCGCCUUGCUAAUGCUGGCAUACCCCUCGACCGUGGUGUUGAUCUCUGCCGCAAUUGCGAGAAGGUCGGUCACAAGUCCAAGGACUGCCCAGAGGAGAGAAUUACACGUGAACAAGUGGUUGUUAUCUGCUAUCUCUGUGGAGAGGCUGGUCAUCGUGUUCGCGACUGUACUCAGGAGCGACAGAAGCCCGGACGCGCUUGCAGAAUCUGUGAAGCCGUGGACCACAUUGCCAAAGAAUGCCCCAAUCGCGAGAAGCAGACUUGCCGUAACUGCAGUUCUGAAGAUCAUUUGGCUAGGGAGUGUCCAGACCGCGAGAAGCGUACAUGCCGAAAAUGCGGUGAAGAGGAUCACAUUGCCAAAGUAUGUUUUGACAAUCCUCGUCCUGGCAGAAAAAGAACCUGCAACAUCUGUGACGCUGAAGACCACAUGGCUAGGGACUGCCCCAAGAAAGAUGAAGCGGGACCACGCCCUCGGAAGGACUAUAGCCAGGUUGUCUGCAGUCUCUGUGAGCAGAAAGGACAUGGUCGUGCCAGAUGUCCCAAGGCUGUGCCAGGAGCAGGAGAGAACGGUGCAGUCAAGGCCGUCGAUGAAGCUCCAAUUGGCAAUGGAUGGGCGGGUACUCAGAACACCGGCACUGCGCAAGCAGAGUGGGAAGAGGGUGCAGCAUCGACCGUUGCGGCUCCAGCUCCAAAUGCUCCCGCCUGGUAG